Mesorhabditis belari is the source of this 540-nucleotide messenger RNA. Lineage: Eukaryota; Metazoa; Nematoda; Chromadorea; Rhabditida; Rhabditidae. The record is from the annotation of a GenBank genome assembly.
AUGUUACUGAAAUGCUUUAUGCUCGUUUUCUUCUUUGCUAUCCAAGGUGAAGCGAAAUUUGGUGGAAGUCACUCGAAAGAAAACCAUGGAUUUCCACCAUCAAUCUUCCCAUUCCUCAAAAAUACAACCGCUGAGCAAAAGAAAGAUUUCUACACAAUCAUCGCCAACACAACCGCCACAAAAGGCGAGAAGAAAACCGCAGCCGAUAAUUGGGCUCAAAAUAUUGGCGGAGAUGUGCAAACUUCAUACACCGAAUUCCAAGCAAAUCUCUCGAAAAUCCAAACCGAGACUCGAGCGAAUGUCUCGCGAAUCAUCAGUGAAUUGCCGAAUGAAUUGACCGAAGUGUACAAGAUUCUCGACGAUCAGACAGUCACUGAGAAACAAGAGAUUGAGAAUUUGAUUAAAUUCUACAACUCGAUCGCUGAUCCGGAAAUGAAAUCGGCUCUUCAAUUCAUUCUUGCGCCUCGUUUCCCGCUUGGUCCUCGUGGGCCACAUGGUGGGAAAAUGCACUGGUUUCCAAGCAAGAAACAUCGCCGUCAG